Molecule: messenger RNA, 1443 nt
Organism: Durotheca rogersii
Lineage: Eukaryota; Fungi; Ascomycota; Sordariomycetes; Xylariales; Xylariaceae
Product: P-loop containing nucleoside triphosphate hydrolase protein
Exons: 4
Coding region: 293-1276 (327 amino acids)
Biological process (GO): regulation of endocytosis
Cellular component (GO): endosome
Molecular function (GO): GTP binding; GTPase activity
Source: RefSeq, a predicted model, not a curated record
CCGGCUGAUAAGCAGGGACGAAACGAAACUAAUCGCGCUCCGGCCUUGUUUUCCAUCGGUACAGUAAGGCGAGCCUGGCGAGUUGCGACUUAUCGCUGCGUCCAUCAAAACCCCCUCACAUCCACAUCCAUCUCGGCCCAUUCGGCCCAUCCUGCCUUACCUUGUUCUUCUUGUCCUUCCCUGCUGCCACCUUUGCUUUCGCCUCUCUCCAGGUUUCGACAUCGCGCCUCUGUCUUUUUCCGCCGCGAGGGGGCGCUUUGUUCGUAGGCGAAGGGAGCCAGAACCAGAAACGAUGACGCGUCCGCGCCGCUCGUCGGCCGCCAGCGAGGCGAGCUCGGGCACCGGCGGCAACCAGGAACUCGGGAGCAUGUACGAUUACCUCGCCAAGAUCAUCUUGCUGGGACCGAGCGGAGCGGGAAAGUCGUGUCUCCUGCACCGCUUCGUCAAGAACGAAUGGCGGGUCCUGUCCUCGCAAACCAUCGGCGUCGAAUUCGCGAGCAAGAUCAUCAAAGUCGGCACCGGUGCGCGAAGAAAACGCAUAAAGCUACAGCUGUGGGAUACCGCAGGCACCGAACGAUUCCGCUCCGUUUCUCGAUCCUACUACCGAGGCGCUGCCGGCGCGAUUCUAUGCUACGACAUCACCUCGCACAACUCGUUCCGGGCAUUGCAGCCUUUCCUCAAUGACGCGCGAGCGCUCGCGUCCCCUAACCUGACCAUGAUACUCGUGGGAAACAAGCUUGACCUCGCCAACGACCUCGUCGACACGACGCUUCCUCCCCCUACCCCCUCGAGUAUGAGCUCGUCCUUCCCCUACAGCACGUCGGCCGGCACCACGAGCGCCGGCCUAGGUACGCAGAUGAAGGCGACGGUGGCGCCGGAGGGCCGGGAGGUGUCGUCGACCGAGGCGUCGCACUGGGCGAGCGGGGUCAACGUGCCGGUGACGAUGGAGGUGUCGGCCUUCUCGGGCGAGGGCGUCGACGAGAUCUUUGGACGCCUGGCGCGCAUGAUCCUGACCAGGAUCGAGCUCGGCGAGAUAGACCCGGACGAUCCGAUGAGCGGCAUCCAGUACGGCGACGGGGGCAUGUGGAACGCGGGGGCCAGCGACGGCGCCAGCAUCAAGAGCUCGAUCACCGCAGACGAGACCGCCGGCCUCGGCGGCGGUGGCGGCGUGAGGUUGAGGCGCAGGGGUAAGAGCCGCGCCCAGAAUUGGGGAAUGCGGGAGUGGGAAGAGGUGUUCACCCUCAACCGGGGACGCGGGAGGGGAAACUGUUGCUGAGAUCGGUCCGGGCUCUUUUAUCGCGACUAUCGCCGCUAUUCCCUGCUCUGCUCGGACGAGACGAUUGGGACGGGGAAACCGAGAAGCAGACGGGGUAAAGGAGGGGGCACAGGCCGUCAGCUGGUCGUACUACUAAUAUCUAUGAGCGAGAGUACUGUGGGGAGAGA